Messenger RNA from Ziziphus jujuba (common jujube), 3081 nucleotides. RefSeq names its product protein ACTIVITY OF BC1 COMPLEX KINASE 8, chloroplastic. Gene Ontology annotation, biological process: regulation of response to reactive oxygen species. The record is from RefSeq and is a predicted model, not a curated record. NCBI's taxonomy places the organism in Eukaryota, Viridiplantae, Streptophyta, Magnoliopsida, Rosales, Rhamnaceae. The transcript is spliced from 21 exons. Bases 228 to 2540 code for a protein of 770 amino acids.
AAAAAAAAGAAAAAAAAUUUCAGCAAAAAUUUUUCUUCCUCACAAAACACACUCUUUGUCUUCCUUCUUUCUCAUUCUACUCUUUCCUCCACUAUUUCUUUUCAGACGGCAUAACCGACCACUCUCUCUCUCUCUCUCUCUCUCUCUCUCUCACCGUCUAUGAAUAAUGAAAGUGACAGUUAGGGUUUGAUAAAAUAUCGAGAACAAACAACUUUCGAUUUCCAUCAAUGGCUUCUUGUUCUCUACCCAUACCGGAACUCACUUUUCUACCUCCACAAACCACGCUCAAACGCCGGCUCUCUCUCUCUAGAAAUUCUCUCUCCAAACCUUCUUUGUAUAGAUGUUCGAGGUUCAAUCUUUCUUUUCGGACUCGGAUCAUCAGAGCUGUCAGAGAAGAAGGUGUGGUCGUCGAAGAGAGGGACAGAGAUUUGAUGAAGGAAGUGAAUGGUGCGGUGUUGAAUGGAAAUGGAGCUGCUAGUACCAGUGGGAGCAAUUAUGGGUAUGGUAAUGGGUCGGUGGAUGGGUAUUCGAAUGGCGGAGUACUCGAGGUUGAGAGUGUGAAACGGUCGAGUAAUGGGAGCUUGAUGAAGUAUGUGAAUGGAAAUGGAAAUGGUGUGGCUUCGGAAGUGGUGGAAGACGUUGAAUUUCCGGAGUCGAAAGAGAAAGGGAGGAAGAAAAGGAUUGAGGAAAUUGGUAAAGAGGAGGCAUGGUUUAAACGAAGUGGGCAACAAGAGGUUUCUGUUGCACCUGGUGGUCGUUGGAGUAGAUUCAAAACUUACUCAACUAUCCAGAGGACUUUGGAAAUAUGGGGAUUUGUUCUGACAUUCAUCUUCAGGGCUUGGCUGAACAAUCAGAAAUUUACUUAUCGAGGAGGAAUGACAGAGGAGAAGAAAGUAUUGAAGCGGAAGGCCCUUGCCAAGUGGCUAAAGGAAAGUAUUUUGAGAUUAGGUCCAACAUUCAUCAAAAUUGGCCAGCAGUUUUCCACAAGGGUGGACAUUCUAGCUCAAGAAUACGUUGAUCAGUUAUCUGAACUUCAGGAUCAAGUUCCUCCUUUCCCAUCAGAAACAGCAGUAAAUAUCGUUGAAGAAGAGCUUGGAGCUCCUCUAGAUGAUGUCUUUGAUUGGUUUGACUACGAACCAAUCGCUGCUGCUAGUCUUGGUCAGGUCCAUCGCGCAAGAUUGAAGGGACAGGAAGUUGUUGUGAAAGUACAAAGGCCUGGUCUCAAGGAUCUUUUUGAUAUUGAUCUUAAAAACCUGAGGGUCAUUGCAGAAUACCUUCAAAAGAUUGACCCAAAAUCAGAUGGUGCAAAGAGGGAUUGGGUUGCUAUAUAUGAUGAGUGUGCCAGUGUCUUAUACCAGGAGAUUGAUUACACCAAGGAAGCUGCUAAUGCAGAACAAUUUGCUAAUAACUUUAAGAACAUGGAGUAUGUAAAAGUCCCAACAAUAUUCUGGGAAUACAGUACACCACAGGUUCUGACAAUGGAAUAUGUCCCAGGGAUCAAAAUAAAUAAGAUUCAAGCUUUAGACCAGUUGGGUGUUGAUCGGAAAAGGUUGGGCCGCUAUGCUGUUGAAUCUUACUUAGAGCAAAUCUUGUCUCAUGGUUUUUUCCAUGCUGACCCUCAUCCCGGAAACAUUGCUGUUGAUGAUGUCAAUGGUGGAAGGUUGAUCUUUUAUGAUUUUGGAAUGAUGGGAAGUAUCAGUCCAAACAUCAGAGAAGGUUUGCUAGAAACAUUCUAUGGAGUUUAUGAGAAGGAUGCAGAAAAGGUCCUUCAAGCCAUGGUUCAAAUGGGUGUUCUUGUGCCUACAGGGGAUAUGACAGCUGUCAAAAGAACUGCACAGUUCUUCCUUAACAGUUUUGAAGAGCGUCUUGCUGCACAGAGAAGAGAGAGGGAAAUGGCAACAGCAGAACUUGGGUUUAAGAAGCCACUAACUAAGGAGGAAAAGAUACUGAAAAAGAAGGAACGUCUGGCUGCAAUAGGGGAAGAUUUAUUAGCCAUUGCAGCGGAUCAACCAUUCCGAUUUCCUGCUACAUUCACAUUUGUUGUUAGAGCAUUUUCAGUAUUGGAUGGCAUUGGGAAGGGUCUUGAUCCUCGAUUUGAUAUUACAGAGAUUGCCAAACCCUAUGCACUGGAAUUGCUAAAGUUUCGUGAAGCUGGAGUUGAAGUUAUUUUAAAGGAUCUAAGAAAGAGAUGGGACAGGCAGUCUCGUGCAUUUUACAACUUAUUUAGACAGGCUGAUAGAGUAGAAAAGCUUGCUGAAAUUAUCCAAAGAUUGGAGCAAGGUGAUUUGAAACUCAGAGUUCGAGCUUUGGAAUCUGAAAGGGCAUUCCAACGUGUUGCAACUGUUCAAAAGACAAUAGGGAGUGCAGUAGCUGCUGGAAGUCUAGUAAACCUUGCAACAAUUUUGUACACCAAUUCUAUUCGAGUGCCUGCCAUUGCAGCUUACAUCUUCUGUGCGUUUUUUGGUUUUCAAGUUCUCAUUGGCAUUAUAAAGGUCAAAAAAUUAGAUGAGCGGGAAAGAUUAAUAACAGGAACUGCAUAAACAAUUGAUUAUGAGUGGAUAUCCAACUUAUGGUUACUGGUCAACCAUUUGACAGUCCCUAAAAUGUAGGACAUAAAAAAUACUCUGUUAUGACUAUAAGCUAUGUUCCCGACCUCGCACCUUGCCAAUUUGAGAUGAAGAUGUACAAGGCUGAACACUUGGGCUGUUCUUUCAAAGCCUAUUUGGAUUCUAGUGUAAAUUUUAUGUUGUCAUUAGGUUAGGUGAGGUUAGAUUUGCCAAAUGCCAUUUUGUUCUCACCAUGUGGAAUAAUAUCCCCAUAUGUAGUUUCUUCAAAAUGUGACUCUUAAGCAGGCUGGUACACUACAUAUGGUAGCUUGUAGGCUUGCUCUAGAGUUAUUAAAAAAUAAUAAUUAUAAUUUAUAUAGUUGAGAUUGGUAUCAUGUGGCCUCCCCAUGUAAUUUCACCAUGUGGGAAGCACUAUCGUUGUAUAAUAUAGUAACAUAUAGAAUUCCUUUUUCAUUUUCUAGAAAUAUGCAUGUAAAAACCAUAUUAUAGAUAUAAAGCUAAAUUAUUACUUGCA